AGAAAUGUCUUUAAAAUUACUAGCUAGUAGUUUUUCUAGAUCUUGUAGGGUUUCUAACAACAUUGGUUUACGUUUCGCUUCAUAUCAACCUUUGGGAGACGCAAAAUCAUUCCCAUUCAGUAAACAACUGCUGGUACCACACAUUGAACCAUCUUCUAUCCCACCAAAGGAUGCACCUUUGAACACCCUUGGUAGAUUCAACCAUCAACUCAAAUACAGCUCAGAAUCUAGUAAAUUUUACCCCUUAUUCAGCCGUAGAGGUCCAAUCAAAUCUAGAAUUCCACCAAGUUCAGUUAUAACUGUAACUUAUUACACAAACCCUGAAAAAACACAUACAGCAACUUUUGCAGGUGUUCUCAUCGGUAUUAGAAGACGCAACAAUGAUGUUACCAUUAGACUUAGAAACGUUAUCAUGAAACUCGGUGUUGAGCAAAUUUUCAGUCUUGGUAGUGGUUUAGUUAAGGACAUACAAGUUCUUAAGAGAGGUAAAAUGCACAGAUCAAAGAUUUACUGGGUUAGGAAUCAACCAAAGGCAUUACAGAAGAUGGCAAGUGGUAUCCAAUCACGUAAGAAGUAGGAUAGAUUAUAUAUAUAUACAUACAUACAUUUUCAACGUCUCUUUGUUGGUUGACCUUUUUGUUGUCUCUGUCUGAGUUUCUGCUGUCUCUUACUCUCGACUGGCUCUUCCGUGGUUUGUGAUGACAUUGCGUCACGCAUUUUACCAGCUGCUGGCAUAAUCCACGGGAGUGCAAAGCUAACAGCUUUAAACAAAGCAAAUGCAGGUACGAUAAUGAACAUCCACCAUAGAAUAGGUCCAAAGAAUCCAGUCAUGGCUAAACAAAUCCAGUUUAUAUAAACGACAUCCCAAAUAUGUUCUAUUAAUCCCCCUUCCGCGCUGAGGUCCUCUCCAGAAGACAGAAUCUGACCAUUGUCAGAGAAGACAGGUUUACCCCACUUAUUGAGAAGAAAAGAGCAGAUAGCACCAGGUAUAGUCAAUAUCAAUGCAGUAAUAGAAAAGUAUUUUCUUCCUAGCAAGUAAUUGCUUAUCGCAUGCAAGAGUAUAAAGCCGAGAUUACCAAAUUGCAAUAUACGUAUAGACUUUUGAUUACCAGCCGUAGUUUUCUUUUGAGACGCGUUCGCCAUCACUGUUUCUUAUAAACGAACGACAUGGUCAGAACACCAUCAUACCUCCCGACAACGCCAUGGAUUGAGCAGGCGCAGAGAUAUGGCAUACCACUCUCUAACACAGGAAAGCUCUUACAUGCGGCUAUGCCAAAUCGUAUGAAAGUUUCAACCAGUCAGAUAAUAGACAGGUUGUUAGCAACUGACGCGGGUAGAGACAAGAUCUUUAAAAUCAUCCAAUACGCAAUAAAACUGUUCUUAUGGCGUAGUAAGAGCAACCCAAAUCUUAGUAUUCAAGCCAAAGAUUGGCUUCCUUAUCUCAAGAACUGUGCGUCGGGUCUCUCGACGACAAGAAAGUGUCUCAUCUUAUUCGCAUGGAAGAGAACUAUACCUGACCUUUACCAGCUCUUAAAAGCACCAAAGCAACCUGCAGGAAACUUCCUCGACGCACUCAAGGGCCGUCUCACACUCAUUUCAGCAAUAGUACAAAUACCAAAUUCAAUAGCUGACGACUUUUUCUGUGCUUCAAAACUCGGAUUAGUGGGGUCUAAGACAGGGAAAUUAGCAGAGAAAUAUGGCGCAUUAUUUUGGUGGACUGAUACCUUUUUACAACUCAACAUUAGCGCAAUUAAUGAGAUUGUAACUAAUGGACAAAUUAGAAAGUUACAAUCAAGACAAGAUCAUUUACAACAAUGUCUCGAAGAUAUGUCAGAAGACAAAUUAUCAAACAAAGUAGAAUAUAGUUUGAGUGACGAGACACUCGGUGCAUUCUUACGCAUCGAUGCUGACAUCCGUAAAGCCGAAUCCACUCAGAUGUGGGCUAGAUUGUCUGCGCUCAAGUAUGUCUGUGACUUUAUAUUCGUCUCUUAUGACGUAUUCGGAUUCAAGAAAGGACAAGAAGGUACUCAAGCUAUCGUCGGUUUGACAGCAGGCCUUCUCAGUACGCUUAAAUUAUGGGAUAAGCAUUAUACUAGUCUUUCUAAAGUACCUGAUAUGUAAAUAUUGUAAUCUAUACCUUUUCACUUUUCUAUUGAUUGUCUAAUCAA
This is a messenger RNA of Wallemia mellicola CBS 633.66, 2168 nucleotides long. RefSeq lists its product as hypothetical. Gene Ontology annotation, cellular component: peroxisomal membrane. NCBI's taxonomy places the organism in Eukaryota, Fungi, Basidiomycota, Wallemiomycetes, Wallemiales, Wallemiaceae. The transcript has 8 exons. Gene Ontology annotation, biological process: peroxisome fission; regulation of peroxisome size. The record is from RefSeq and is a predicted model, not a curated record. Bases 1168 to 2121 code for a protein of 317 amino acids.